AUGGCAGACAUUCCGCUGGACUACGGCUCGGCAGAGACCGACGCAGCAGCUGCUGCUGCCGCCAUUCCGAUGCAGGACGAAGCCAUGGACGACGGCUCCCGACCCGACCAGGCUUCCAACUCUCGCUUCUACGCCCUCCCCACCGACCAGGCGGUCGAAGCAGGCGCGCAACGCGGACCUACCCCACUCACAGGCAACGAGCCUCCCACUCUAGACGACAUCGCACUCAUGGGAACCGAAGAGCCCACCGAGUCUCCAGGUCCGCCUGCCGUAGAGGGCGGCAGCGACAUCCGGCUCGACACGCUGCUCAUCGAAGGCGCGCCCAUCACGCAGCUGUCCACCUCGCGUCUGUUUGCCUACCUCACGCACUACGGAGCGCAGCCGCUGGGUCUCGAGUGGAUCGACGACCAGCGCUGCAAAGUGGUGUUUGCCGACGAGCGGUCUGCGCGUCUUGCGCUCGAGUAUCUCUGCCCGUCGCCCGCGAGCGACGAGAUGCAGCCCGUCGAAUCGGAUGUGACGCCGCUGCCCAACAUCGAUACGCUGCUCGAGUACGAUCCGGACUCGUGGCACUCGGAGUUCAUCACGUCGCUCGUCCAGCCGCGCAAGGCACACCGCGUGCCGGGCAAGCUGUACACGCACGUGGAGCGACAGGCUGCCCUCGCCGAGCAAGAGUCGCGCACGCAGAUGGAAGCGGCGGUCUCCGAGCUGCCAGACGACGUGCCCGAAAUCUACCGCGAGAUGGAGCAGGAGGAGCGCAGGAACAAGCUCGAGAGCCGCGAGGUGCGCGAGCUGCGCAAGUUGCGCUCCGUGCUGUGGCUGCGUCACGCGGUCACCGAUGUGGACCGCAAAGAGUCGCGCGCAUCCACGCGCAGCCAGUGGUACAAGCGACACGGCUACGACGCCGGACGCGAGAUCGUGCCCAAGCUGCUCCAGGUCGGCCAGGUGGCUGAGACCAAGGAGCUGUUCCCGGGCUACGAGCCGUCGUCGUCCGAGCCGCCGCGACGUCGCGACGAACGUAGAUCCAUGCUCGACGAGCUCGACUCGGAGUUGGAUCGACACGUCGCAUCGCGCACGGAUGAGCCGGAGCGCAAGCCGGGCGAGAUGAUGGCCGACGCGGUUGCGCGGGGCGACGACGAUCUGAUGGACCGUCUCGGCUCGCGCAGCCGACGCCGCGAGCCUCGUUCCGACAGCGGUCGAUGGGGCCACGACGCGUACUUGGCCAACGAGGAUACACGGCGUAGGGGUCGCCGAUCGCGACCGUCGGCAACCGAGAUGGACGAAGAGCUCGACCGACACGCACGUCAGCGCCACCACGAGCGCGAACUUUCGCCUUCGCGCCGCGACUCGCCGUCGUCCAGUCACGUCCGGGUCAAGGGUAGAGGCAGGAUGAAGGCUCCCGCUUCCGAUGGGCGGUGGGACGAUAGCCCCUCGCUUGCACAGCGCAUGGACUCGGACGCCGCACCCAAACUGCUCAAGCGCAUCCAGUCCAACUCGCUCGCGAGUCGGUUCACAUAA
Molecule: messenger RNA, 1515 nt
Organism: Moesziomyces antarcticus
Lineage: Eukaryota; Fungi; Basidiomycota; Ustilaginomycetes; Ustilaginales; Ustilaginaceae
Exons: 1
Coding region: 1-1515 (504 amino acids)
Cellular component (GO): cytosol; nucleus
Molecular function (GO): RNA 7-methylguanosine cap binding; mRNA binding
Source: RefSeq, a predicted model, not a curated record